AUGUCUAUUCGUAUAGCGCUGGACAACCAGCCCGAGUUCUACACCAAUAUCGAUUUCAUCCAAGGUCGAAUCAUUCUUGGUAUCAGCCGCCCUGAACAGAUUGGAAGCAUCGUUGUCAAGCUCGAAGGAGAGUCAAAAACAGCUUUGCAAGCUCCCAAUGCCUUCGAUCCACAGCACAUGGCUAGGCUUCAAACCGGCCCCCAACGACCUCCAGGCAGCCCGGCAACUGAGAACCACAAGAUCCUGUACAAAUUGCAGCAGGUCUUCCCUGACGAUUAUUAUGCUAGCUCAUCCAACCCAUACGGUGCAUACCCGCUGCAAGCUGGAGAGCACGAAUUCCCCUUCAAGUUCAAGCUCCCCAUCAACAAUGCCUGCAGCGAUCCAAUGGCAAUGUCGAAGAUCGGUGGAAUGGCCAACGUUGGUGGAUUCGGGGGCGGAGGGAUGUUCGGUAUUGGUGGUGUCAGGGUCAUGGAUGGCAGCAAGCAGCUCUACCUUCGUCAUGCCACCCGCACGCUACCUCCUUCGUUGACGGGAUAUCCUAUGGAGGCAGAGAUUCGCUACUACAUCAAGGUCACAAUUCAACGGCCGGGAUUACUCAAGGAGAACUGGCGAUACCAGAUUGGGCUCAAAUUUCUGCCCAUCGAGCCACCACGGCCGAAGCCAACAAGUCAGGAGGCUUUUGCUCGUCGCCCCUUUACAUUUCGACCGCAGUCUCCUCAACCAGAGAAGAAGCGUUCUUCUCUUUUCAACUUCGGCAGUAGCUCGGAUUCCAAGUCUGCUGCUACAUUAGAAGCAUCUGCAGAUGUUGCUCCAGCUCCAGCCAUCGAAAUAUCAGCACGCCUACCACACCCCAGUAUAUUGACAUGUAACAAGCCUAUUCCCCUACGGCUUAUCGCCAAGAAGCUCAACAACAAUCCCGAACAGGUCUAUUUGGUAUCAUUCCAGAUGGAACUGAUUGGUCGUACUGACGUUCGUGCACUUGAGCUUCAUAACCAAAAAAUCAACAGAUGGGUUGUUGUUUCCAAUCCCAAUCUCAAUAUUCCAUUGACUACAGGUCCCACUGAUGAAGUCGGGAAAGAGUUGGUGAUUCCAGACCAUGUGUGGAAAAACAUGUCUCUUCCCAAUACUGUGGCACCAUCAUUCGUCACCUGCAAUCUCUCCAGGAAAUACGAGCUUGAAAUAACGGUUGGCCUGGCCUGGGGUCAACCCAAGAAGGGUCUCACCUCCACCAAGAGUCCGCCGGUGAUUCUUCUACCACUACGGUUUGCGCAAGUAGAGGUUUACUCUGGUAUCACACCACCCCCUGAACUCCUUGAAGCCUCGACGUCAACACGGCCUGGACGAGCAACCUUUACGAAUAAUGUUCCUCCUCGUCUUCCACCAAGACAAAACUCAGUCACAACAUCACCUCAACAGCAGCAACCACAACGGCCUCCUCAAACCUUUGACCAAGCCCCUGCGCAGCCGGCUCACGACCCCCUCUACCCACCACAACUGGCUGCGGGUCAAGACGCUCCUCCAUACGAUGAUGCACCACCCAGUUAUGACGAGGCCGUUGCCGAAAACCUGGCUGGCCCAUUUGACGGAAUGCAGUCCCGGCCCGCCUAUAGUGGUGUCACAAACGAAAAUGCGCCGAGUCAAAUGCCCUCUGAGAAGAAUUGA
Molecule: messenger RNA, 1662 nt
Organism: Fusarium sp. VM40
Lineage: Eukaryota; Fungi; Ascomycota; Sordariomycetes; Hypocreales; Nectriaceae
Source: the annotation of a GenBank genome assembly